AUGACUACUGAACAGCAGAGGUUACAGACAAAACGCGCUUUGUCUUUAGAAGAUCUGGUUAAUCAUGAUGAGAGUGAUGGAAAACGGCGUGCCACGGAGCCUGAAGCUCAGCAAGCAGAAGAAUUUAAUGACUCUGACGACUCCAAUUCUUCAAGACUGGGUCCCCUAAUGGAUGACGAAACGGAUACCGAUGAUGAAGUGGGAGAAAAUGGAGGAGUGAAUUUCAACACUGAGAUGACAUUUGAUUAUGAUAAGCAGGAUAGAGAUUCUCCAAAGAAAAAAAAUGACUCAAUGGCAGCGAAGAGGAAAGAGGCCGAGGCCAAUGAAGGAGCGAAAGCCUCUUUGAAGGAUCAAAAGGAAGCCUCACCCGAGCCUAAACAUGCAGCGUCGUCUGUCAACACCAUCUUCGACGAGAAAGCAUCUUUACAGUCCAAGAAGAAUAACUUAAGAAAAGAUCUGCGGAUUCUUAAUGAGAUUGCUGCGACUUCCAAGCCAAACAAAUACAAGAAUGUACCAAUAUGGGCGCAGAAAUGGAAACCGACUAUCAAGGCAUUGCAGAACAUAGACAAAAAAGACUUCAAAAUAGAUAACUCGUUUCUGAACAUUAUACCGGAUGAUGACUUGACCAAGUCGGUUCAGGAUUGGGUCUACGCUACGAUUUACUCCAUAUCUCCAGAUUUGCGGCCUUUGAUCGAGAUGGAAAUGAAAUUUGGUGUCAUAAUGGACCGAAAGACUCCUGACCGUAUAAAUCCACCCGUCUCCUCUCAGGCAGUUUACACCGAGUUGGACGCUCAUAUGACUCCCAACAUCGAGCAGCCAGUUUUUGAAGAAUUGAAGAAAUACCUGCGCGGUAUUAGCGAGGUGAAUGAGAAUUCGGGCAAGUUCAGCAUCAUCGAGUCCCAGACAAGAGACUCGCUAUACAGGGUGGGAGUCGCGACUCAGAGGCCGCGUUUCCUGAGAAUGAGUACCGACAUGAAUACCGGAAGAGUGGCUCAGUUCAUAGAAAAAAGGAAAAUUGCGCACUUGUUGCUCUUUUCACCGAAAGACAGCUAUGAUGUUAAGGUUUCCAUCAACCUGGAAAUUCCAGUUCCUGAGACUGAGCCGCCAGAAAAAUACAAGGAUCAAACUCCUAUGAGUGAAAGACUUAAGCAACGUGUAAGUUUCAUCCACAACGAUUCUUGCACCAGGAUAGACGUGACGAAAGUGAGCAAUCAAUCAAACGGGAGGAAUAGUGCUCCCGAGGUAACUCAUGAAAUAGAACUGGAAAUUAACACGCCCGCACUGCUUAGUGCCUUUGACGAUAUCGCGACAGAUAGUAAAGUCUACGCAUCUGUGAUAAGAACUUUCCUAAACAACGGAACGCUUAUAAGGAGGAGGCUAACUUCUCUGUCGUAUGACUUAUUCGAAGGUCAAAAGAAGGGCAUGUAA
Molecule: messenger RNA, 1428 nt
Organism: Torulaspora globosa
Lineage: Eukaryota; Fungi; Ascomycota; Saccharomycetes; Saccharomycetales; Saccharomycetaceae
Gene: CET1
Product: polynucleotide 5'-phosphatase
Exons: 1
Coding region: 1-1428 (475 amino acids)
Biological process (GO): polynucleotide 5' dephosphorylation; 7-methylguanosine mRNA capping
Cellular component (GO): mRNA capping enzyme complex
Molecular function (GO): polynucleotide 5'-phosphatase activity
Source: RefSeq, a predicted model, not a curated record